Molecule: messenger RNA, 1334 nt
Organism: Aspergillus candidus
Lineage: Eukaryota; Fungi; Ascomycota; Eurotiomycetes; Eurotiales; Aspergillaceae
Exons: 1
Coding region: 17-1192 (391 amino acids)
Source: RefSeq, a predicted model, not a curated record
UUCAUUAGUGUCGAAAAUGAUGAACCCCUACAUCAGCUGGGCCCUCGUGCUCGUUGUGGCCGGUGGCCUCGGUUGGUACUACAAUGGCCCGGUUCCCAAAACGAAAUCCCCAAUAAAACCCGCUACCGAGAAGAUCGAGGCUGCAGUGAAUGUGAAGAAACCGAAGCGGAAAACGAAGAAGUCGCCGGAACCCUCGCCUGCCCCCGCCUACCAGGAGGAAAAGUCCGUGUAUGAGCCGCAGGUUGAUGAGGCCGAUGAGGAGAUUGACCAGAAGGAGAUGGCCAAGCGCUUUACCGCUGUCAAGAACGGAGUCACCCCUGGUGGCGGUAGCAAGUCGCAGAAGAAGAGCAAGAAGGCCGCGGCUUCCACCCGGGCCGAGAAGGGCGACAAUCGCUCCGUUUCUCGUACCUCGUCCACCGGUGCGGAUGCCGAUGAUGAUCUGUCCUCCGCCGGCUCUCCCAUGGUCAAUGCUGCUACUUCUUCCGCCGAUUACGUUUCGGAUAUGCUCGAGGCGCCCGCCCCCGGAGCUUCCGUCCUCCGUGUCACUGGUUCCAUGGACUCCGACUCCCAGAAGAAGAAGAAGACCCAGUCCUUCAAGCAGGUCGAAACCAAGAAACAGCGCCAACAGCGUCUGAAGAACGAGGCUCGCAAGCAGCAGGUCCAGGAAGCUGAAGGAGAGAGACGCAAGCUGCUGGAGAAGCAGCUGCACUCCGCUCGUGAAGCUGAGCGUCAGGCGGCAGCCAGCUCGAAGCCGUCGGCGCCUCAGACCAAUGCCUGGCAGACGAAGAGCGCGGCCAACGGCGCCAACGGCACCAACGGCACCAACGGUGUCAGCAGUGCCCCCAAGCCCGCCCGGCCUGCCUCGCUGGACCUCCUGGACACCUUUGAGCCCGGCGCUCCGUCCGCUCAGCCCGCGAAGCAGUGGAGCCAAGGGAUCCCCACGGAGGAGGAGCAGAUGCGCCUCCUCGGUGCUGGCGAUGACCAGUGGACGACUGUCCCCAGCAAGAAGGUCAAGAAGAAGGGUGGCAAGACUGACGAGAGUGAGGCCAGCGCCACGGAGAGCCUGCCCCCCUCGUCGGCCCCUACUCCCGCCCCGGUCGAGCCCAAGGUGAAGGUGACCCCCACCUAUCUCCCUGACGCUCUUCGCUCCGGGCAGAAGGGUCACCCGCUCGACUCCGACUGGGCCGCUUGAAUGACAUGUCUUAAAUUAUCUCCGCUCCCAAAGCCACACCGGCGAAAGGGGGCAGCACCUUCCAUCUCCGCGGGGAACGCGCAGCUUGGACUGUACCUACUACUAUCACUGGAGGAUUUGGCGUUCUCGGUCAUCGACUUUA